AUGAAAUCUGCCGGCAAACUCUUUUUCCUCUCCGUCUUUGCCCUCUGGGCGACGCCGGGGACCUGCGCUGGCGCUUCCAAGGACGCUUGCCCGAUCUCUCCCAAGGCCAUCGUCGACGAUGCCUGCGUCUCCUACGCUACCCUCGACAAGCUCAACGCCCGCGUCAAGCCCGCCGUCGACGACCUCACCCAAACUACCGACUUCUUCUCCCACUACCGUCUCAACCUCUUCCACAAGUCCUGCCCAUUUUGGGACGACCAAAACGGCCUUUGUGGCAACAUAGGAUGUGCCGUCGAGACACUCGACAACGAAGAUGACAUACCCGACGUCUGGAAGGUCAAGGAGCUGAGCAAGCUCGAGGGGCCCCUGGCCAAGCACCCCGGCCGCGCCGCCAAGGAGGAGCACCGCCCGCUUCACGGCGAGCUCGGCGAGAGCGUCGGCGAGAGCUGCGUCUACGACAACGAUGACGAGUGCGAUGAGCGUGACUACUGCGUCCCCGAAGACGAGAGCGCCUUCUCCAAGGGCGACUACGUCAGCCUCACCAAGAACCCGGAGCGCUUCACGGGCUACUCGGGCUUCGGCGCUCAGAUGGUCUGGAACGCCAUUUACAGCGAGAACUGCUUCCAGCGCAGCUCCUUCCCGCACUCGGCCGAUGUUGGCAUCUCGCAGUGGCCCCAGGGCCCCGCGGCCAUGGACUUCAAGCAUGUCAUGGAGGCCGCCGGCCGCCAGGCUCAGCUGGACCGGGAACGUCUCCAGAAGCCCCAGGCUCCCUUUGUCGCUAGCACCGGCCUCGAGCCCGACGAUGAGUGUCUUGAGAAGCGCGUCUUUUACCGUGUCGUGUCGGGAAUGCAUGCCAGCAUCAGCACCCAUCUCUGCUGGGACUAUCUUAACAAGACGACUGGUCUAUGGGGUCCCAACCUAGACUGCUACAUGGAGCGUCUUCACGGUCACGCCGACCGAAUCAGUAACCUCUACUUCAACUACGCUCUGGUGACCCGUGCUGUCGCCAAGCUGGGUCCGUACCUGCAAAAGCCACAGUACACGUUCUGCACCGAUGACCCGCGCGAGGACGCCACUACGCGCAGCAAGGUCCUCAAGGUGACGCAGCGCGCCGCCAUGGUGCCCGAAAUUUUCGAUGAGAGCAUCAUGUUUGUCAAUGGCGAGGGCCCGUCGCUCAAGGAGGACUUCCGCAACCGCUUCCGCAACAUCAGCCGACUCAUGGACUGCGUCGGCUGCGACAAAUGCCGCCUCUGGGGCAAGGUCCAGACCAACGGCUACGGCACCGCGCUCAAGGUGCUCUUUGAGUUUGACAAGGACAGCAAGGACGUGCCCGUGCUGAAGCGCACCGAGCUCGUCGCCCUCUUCAACACUUACGGCCGCCUCACCAACUCCCUCAUGGCCGUGGGACGGUUCCAAAAGAUGGCCGCCGAGGCCGAGGACAAGCGCAAGGCGGCAGAGCUGCUUGCCGAGACGGCCAAGGACAUUCCCGAGCCGCUGGAUCAUCCGCUCACGUCCAACGAGGACGAAGAGCUCUCGGAGGAGAUGGUGGAACUCAUCCGCAAGAGGAAUCGCGGGUCUGCGAGCGAUGAUUGGAAGUCACAGGUUGACCAUGAGUUUGCGCUAUUCAAGCUGGCUGUCCGUGUCGUGUUUACGGGCUGGAUCCGUGCCCCUGUUUACUUUUUCAAAGUUGGCUGCGCCGAGAUUAUCAGAUUUCUGCGAUCGUGGAUGGGUCUUUAUAACGGAGAGCGACCCUACAGCCUGCGUAUACCAAACAUUGAUCGCCCCGAUCUGUAG
Messenger RNA from Akanthomyces muscarius, 1794 nucleotides. RefSeq lists its product as uncharacterized. The record is from RefSeq and is a predicted model, not a curated record. Gene Ontology annotation, cellular component: endoplasmic reticulum membrane; endoplasmic reticulum. Gene Ontology annotation, biological process: protein folding in endoplasmic reticulum. Bases 1 to 1794 code for a protein of 597 amino acids. Lineage: Eukaryota; Fungi; Ascomycota; Sordariomycetes; Hypocreales; Cordycipitaceae. Gene Ontology annotation, molecular function: protein-disulfide reductase activity; FAD binding; thiol oxidase activity. The transcript is spliced from 3 exons.